AUGAGCAAUCUCCCGCAUAUCUCGAACUGGGUUGACGGCACCCAUGCAGCUGCAGCGUCAGACCGUCUGGUGGUGAUCAACCCGGCGGACGAGUCGCCCAUAGCCACAGUCGACGCCACUCCCCAUGCCACCGUAGACGAGAUCGUGUCUAAAUCCCUCGUUACUUUCAAGGAAGGGCCAUGGUCGCGAGCUGAAGCAUCCGACCGAUUCGCAGUGCUCGUCAAAGCGGCAUCAUUGCUACGAGCUCGCAUCCCCGAGUUCGUCGAACUCGAAGUCCGCCAGACUGGUCGUCCUAUCCGGGAAAUGCGUGCUCAACUGGCGCGUAUCCCGGAAUGGCUGGAGUACUUCGCUGGCCUUGCUCGCGUGCAGGAGGGUGCUGUGACGCCGUUCAAGGGUCCUGUCGUCAACACGCUCGUUCGUCUACCCUUGGGCGUUGUCGCUCAGAUCACGCCGUGGAAUCAUCCAUUGCUCAUCAGCAUGAAGAAGAUCGGCGCAGCCCUUGCAGCUGGGAAUGUUGUCAUUGUCAAACCGUCGGAACUUGCGCCGUUGUCGAUCCUAAAGCUCGGUGCCUUGUUCAAGGAGGCCGGUUUGCCCGAUGGGACGUUACAGAUUAUCUCCGGCUAUGGACGAGACACGGGGAAAUUCCUAUGCGAGAAUUCCCAUCUGUCCAAGAUCGAUAUCACCGGUGGUCUGGCGACGUAUAAAGCCAUCGCAUCCGUAGCCAGCCAGAACAUGAUCCCCAUCACAGCAGAACUGGGAGGAAAAGCCCCCGUUUGCAUUUUCCCAAGCAUGGACGUCCAACAAGCCGUCAAGGCGUCCCUGUUCGCAAGCUUCAUAGCCAGUGGCCAGACCUGCGUUACAGGUAGCAGGCUGCUAGUCCACAUGGAGAUAUACGACGACUUCGUCAAUCUACUCCAGAAACGGACAAAGGCUUUACGAAUCGGCGCACCGACCGAUCCCAAAACACAGAUAGGCGCCGUAAUCAACAAGGCGGCCGUGGAGCGCUGCACAGCAUUUGUCUCCCAAGCCGUCGAAGAAGGAGGCAAGAUCCUCUGCGGCGGGAAGGCAGUCACUGUUACCGGGAAAGGCUUCUUCUUCGAACCAACCAUCAUCGAAACAUCGUCGACCUCGCAUCUAUCCUGUAACGAGGUUUUCGGUCCCGUUAUCGCUGUCAUCCGGUGCAAGGAUGAAGAGGAGAUCAUUAACAUUGCCAACGGGACCAGUUUUGCCCUGGGCGCGUCUAUAUGGACGCGCGACUUUACCCAGGCGCACCGUGUAUCGCAGAAGAUCGACGCGGGCAUAGUCUGGAUUAAUGGACAUCAUCUCAACGAUCCCUCGUCGCCGUGGGGAGGGUUCAAGGAGAGCGGGAUCGGGAAGGAGAAUGGUCGGGAGGCGUAUGAGAGCUAUACGAGGGUGAAGAGCACUGUGUACAAUUAUGGGAUUAUGCCGGAAUGGUUUGAUGAUGAGGCGGAGAAUGCUAGAUAUGGGUAG
Messenger RNA from Monascus purpureus, 1491 nucleotides. The record is from the annotation of a GenBank genome assembly. NCBI's taxonomy places the organism in Eukaryota, Fungi, Ascomycota, Eurotiomycetes, Eurotiales, Aspergillaceae.